AUGUACAGCGUUCAUUGGGGUGAACAUGUGGUCAAUGGCGACACUUUCCAGUUGCAGACAUUCAACAACAAGUACGCGCGCGAUCUGCCCAUGACUCAAGCUUCCAUUGCAAUACAACAUUUUGCUGUACUCUCAUUUAUACAAGAUCCAAAGGGGGCGUCGCGUGUCGUGUGUAUUUCAUGGCUAUCAUCAAGGAGAAAUCCCAACACAUUGUUACUUUGGCUUGGAUACGUUGGAUUAUGGUGCCUCUGGCAGCAAGAAGAAAUUGAUCUCAAAGCAAGAAUACUGUAUGGUUGGCUCAAUGGUAUGCGUGGCAUUGGAUGUACAAAGCAAAACAUGCUAACUAACGAGCCUUUCAAUGGAAUAACAGCAGCACCUACUGGAUGGCAAGAAGAUACGGUUUCCAUUUGA
This is a messenger RNA of Lichtheimia ornata, 411 nucleotides long. RefSeq lists its product as uncharacterized. The coding region runs from base 1 to 411 and encodes 136 amino acids. The transcript has 3 exons. The record is from RefSeq and is a predicted model, not a curated record. Lineage: Eukaryota; Fungi; Mucoromycota; Mucoromycetes; Mucorales; Lichtheimiaceae.